Prunus armeniaca (apricot) is the source of this 1032-nucleotide messenger RNA. The record is from the annotation of a GenBank genome assembly. Lineage: Eukaryota; Viridiplantae; Streptophyta; Magnoliopsida; Rosales; Rosaceae.
AUGGCAGAAACCGGUCUUGUCCGGUUUCCGGGAAGCCUGGACCCGGGAGCCCAAGAGUUCAUACCCAGAAACCCGAACCAACUAACCCUCUUCGGGCCUCCUCCACCGCAACCGCUACCACCGCCUCCGCACCAAGUUUUCUAUCCGUACCCGCCAAUCAGCGAAGUCGUACCGUACGCUCAGUACGCUGCGCCCCCGGCGUAUGCUAGUGCCGCGCCAACCGUUUGCGUGCCGAUUCCACCUUCAUCUGCGGCCGCGACGCGGGCUGUGCUGUUGAGCUCGGUGCCGAGUGACGUGAGCGAGGGGACGGUGAGGAGGGAGGUGGAGGGGUUCGGGGAGGUGAGGUGGGUGCAGAUGGAGAGGGUGUGCGAAGGGAUCGUGACCGUCCAUUUCUACGAUCUGCGGCAUGCAGAGCGGGCCUUGAGGGAGUUUCGGGAGCAGAACAUGCAACAGCAGCAGACCAGGCUUCGCAACAACUACGCCUCCUAUCCUUUCAUCCCCAACACUCCGCCUCCGCUGCCGCCCAAUAAUUUGUCUAGCCAGCUUCUUCCGGUUACUCCAGGUCGUGGGCUCAUCGCUGGUCAACCCGUGUGGGCCCAAUUCGUGAUUCCGGCCUUGAAAGCCGUCCCGGACGGCCAUAACCAAGGCACCAUCGUGAUUUUCAAUUUGGACUCGGCGGUCACCACCUCCACUCUCAAAGACACCUUCCAAGCUUUUGGGCCUGUAAAGGAAUUGAGAGAGACGCCUUCGAAAAAGCACCAAAGGUUCAUCGAGUUCUUCGACGUGAGAGAUGCUGCGAAAGCUCUCAAGGAAAUGAACGGAAAAGAAAUCAACGGCAAACCAGUUGUCAUCGAAUUCAGUCGACCCGGAGGCCACAGCAGGAAGUACUUGAAUGCGGUGGGCAACACCACCCCAACGCUGGUCUCGCCUACCAAUAUAAUUGCACCCCUUCAUUCUAACAACGCUCUAGUUAGUUACCCGCCUUCUACGUCGCGGGAAACUGGUCGGAAAAUUCUCAAGACGGCCCAAUAG